Molecule: messenger RNA, 5209 nt
Organism: Lingula anatina
Lineage: Eukaryota; Metazoa; Brachiopoda; Lingulata; Lingulida; Lingulidae
Product: unconventional myosin-VI
Biological process (GO): actin filament organization; actin filament-based movement
Cellular component (GO): endocytic vesicle; actin cytoskeleton; myosin complex
Molecular function (GO): actin filament binding; ATP binding; microfilament motor activity
Source: RefSeq, a predicted model, not a curated record
UACCUGGCCAAGGGCAGUCUGCAUGAUCCCCAACUGGACGAUGUGAAAGACUUCCAAGCCCUGGACAAGGCCAUGACAGGGAUGGGGAUGACCCCUGAGGAGAAGAUGUCCAUUUACUCAGUAGUGGCUGGAGUCCUUCAUCUGGGCAACAUUGCAUUUGAAGAAAACACUGAGGACAUGAAGGGAGGAUGUAAGUUAAAGGAUUCCACAGCAGGCAGUUUGAAGGCAGCUGCCACUCUGCUGGGUGUAGAUGAAGAUGAACUGAAAGAUGCUCUGGUCAGUAGAGUGAUGCAGGCCACCAGAGGUGGGGUCAAGGGGACGGUCAUCAAGGUUCCCUUGAAAGUGUAUGAGGCUCAGGGUGCUAGGGAUGCUUUGGCCAAAGCUGUAUACUCCAAGCUGUUUGACUAUAUAGUCAACAGAGUCAACCAGGCUAUCCCAUUCAAAUCAUCUUCAUAUUACAUUGGAGUGCUAGAUAUUGCUGGAUUUGAAUAUUUCCAGGUGAACAGCUUUGAACAGUUCUGUAUCAACUACUGCAAUGAGAAACUGCAGCAAUUCUUUAAUGAAAGAAUACUGAAAGAGGAACAACAACUGUAUGCAAAAGAGGGUCUUAAUGUGAAACGCAUAGAUUACAUAGACAAUGCAGAUUGUAUAGAACUGAUUGAAGGGAAGAGUAAGGGCAUAUUUGAUCUGCUAGAUGAAGAACACAAGCUCCCAAGACCAUCUCCAGACCACUUUACAACUGAAGUGCAUACUAAAAACAAAGGCCACUACAGGAUCUCCAUUCCCAGAAAGUCUAAACUGAAGAGCCACCGUGAUGUGCGUGAUGAUGAAGGCUUUUUGGUUCGCCAUUUUGCUGGAGCAGUGGUUUAUCACACAGUACAAUUUCUGGAGAAGAACAAUGAUGCUCUCCACACCUCCCUGGAAGUGUUGGUCCAGGAGAGCAAAAGCACCCUCAUGAAGACAAUCUUUGAUGACCCCACCUCCAAGAAGAUAGCCAGCGGGAAGCUGAAUUUCAUCAGUGUGGGAAGCAAGUUCAGAGCACAGUUGAAGACAUUGAUGGACAAGCUGGCUAGCACUGGAACAAAUUUCAUCCGUUGCAUCAAACCCAAUGUGAAGAUGGUAGAUCAUUUGUUUGAAGGGGCCCAAAUCUUGAGUCAGCUCCAGUGUUCAGGUAUGAACUCUGUGCUAGAUCUCAUGCAGCAAGGCUACCCUUCAAGAACCCAGUUCUUAGAGCUGUACAACAUGUACAAGAAGUAUUUGCCACCAGAGCUGGCCAGACUGGAUCCAAGGCUCUUCUGCAAGGCCCUGUUUAAAGCCUUGGGUCUCAAUGAAAAUGACUUCAAAUUUGGCUUGACCAAAGUCUUCUUUAGACCUGGAAAGUUUGCAGAGUUUGAUCAGAUGAUGAAAGCCGACCCUGAGAAUCUGGCCCUGUUAGUGAAGAAAGUCAAGAGAUGGCUGAUCUGUUCAAGGUGGAAGAAAGCCCAGUGGUGUGCACUGUCAGUUAUCAAGUUGAAGAAUAAGAUCAAAUUCCGCCGUGAAAUGUUGAUCAAAAUUCAGAAGACUGUGCGCAUGUGGAUCUGUGUGAAGAAAUACAGACCAAGAUGGCAAGCCUUGAAAAAGGUUAAAACUCUGCGGGGUCAACUACCGAACAUGAAGCAGAUAGUGAACCAGCUUAAACAAGACAAGGAUGAGUCCAGUAAACAAGUGGCUGCUUUGGAAAAGUCCAUUGAGACACUAAUUGUCAAAAUCAAGAAUACACCCAUGAGCAGACAGGAAGUAGACAAUGCCUAUAACAGCUUGCUGACUAGCAUGGAUCAACAGUUAGUGGCAGUGAAAAAGAAAUUGGAAGCACAAAAAAACAGAGAAGAACAAGAAAGGCUUCGAAAAAUUCAGGAAGAAAUGGAGAGAGAAAGAAAAAAGAAAGAGGAAGAAGAAAGAAAAAGAAAGGAGGAAGAAGAACAGAGAAGAAUUAAGGCUGAAAUGGAAGCAAGAAGAAAGAAAGAAGAGGAAGAGAGAAAGAGACAAGAGGAAGAGGACCGUAAGGCUGCGGAGGCUCUUCAGAAGCAGUUAGAGAAGGAAGCUAUAGAGGAAUCCAAGCGGCAGCAGAUGCUGGAACAAGAACGUUUGGAUCGUGAGUUGGCUUUGAGACUAGCUUCAGAAGAUCAAAGCCAAGUGGAAGAAGUGCAACUACAAAGGGCAGAGAGUGUGAUGGCCCAGAGACAGGCAGCUGCAGGCAAAAAGUUUGAUUUAGCCAAAUGGAAGUAUGCAGAGCUCAGAGAUGCUAUCAACACCUCAUGUGAUGUUGAACUGCUAGAGGCUUGUCGCGAGGAGUUUCACAGAAGGCUAAAAGUUUAUCAUGCCUGGAAAUCCAAGAAUAAGAAGCGCAAUGUUAAUGAACGCCAAGCCAAGCAACCAGAAUCUACUGAGGAGAGGGCACCACAGUAUGUCAUGGAACAAGAUGGUGGCAACAAGCAGAAACAAACCAAAGCUGGUAAUGCACCGCCUGCAAUACCUCCGAGGAGUGUUCAGAAGGAAGAAGCUAGUCAACGAUAUUUCCGCAUCCCAUUUGUUCGUCCUUCUGAUCAGCACAGAGAUGGAGAGAACAAGAAGAAGGGUUGGUGGUUUGCACACUUUGACGGCAAAUGGAUUUCCAGACAGAUGGAGCUUCAUCCAGAUAAACAACCGGUUUUGUUGUUAGCAGGUGUGGAUGACAUGCAAAUGUGUGAGCUCAGUAUGGAGGAAACUGGCCUAACUAGAAAGAGGGGAGCAGAAAUUCUGGAACAAGAAUUUGAGAGAGAAUGGGCUAAGAAUGGAGGGGAUAUGUACCUGAAAGCUAAUGCUAACAAAGUUUCUUCUAAAAAUUUACAACAGAAAUUAGGCAUAGUAGGAAAAUAGGUGCCAUUAUAUGGAAUAUGGUUAGAUCCAGAGGCGAGGAGUCACAAAGCAUGUAGAGCUUGAGUAGAAUUGAUAUGUAUCUUGUAGUUUGAGUCUUGUCUCUCAUUUUCUUGUGUUCAUUUCACAUGUACUAGAUGGUAUUUAUUGAAGCUUUUGGCAUGCAUGAAGUGGCGUGUUAAUUAUUUUAUGGACAGUGGUAUUGAGUAGUUUUGUCAGUCACUUUUAUAUUUGUAACUGUUUAACUGGAGACAAACAGGGAUGAAAACUAGUGUUAAAAAGAAUGAAUAAUGAGGUGGAAAAAUGGGAAAGACAAUCUUUUCACAUAGACAAGGUAACAGAAUGGUCAUAGAUAUUAUGAAUGGCUUAUAUAUUUUACAUUGCUGUUUUAUGAAUACUUCAAACUGUAGUCAGUUUUCUGCCAUGAGAGGAGACUAUUUCAAGAAAUUAACAUUCUAUCCAGACGUGAAUACUGUUGUGUACUCGGUGAGAAUGAAUGAAUACCACUCGCAUUAACUAGUGAGUUAUAAACAACAGCAGCAGUGAUAUGGUCAGAAAAGGGGAGUUUUAGUUUGCAAAGCAUUUUAGAAAGCCAGUGUUUUAAAAUUGCUAUUGGUGAAUGAAAGCACAUUAGGGACACUUUUUAUAUUUGCCUAGUGCUUUUUAGAUUACAUAGUUCAUGUUUCUAAUUUUUUAGUUACAAAUACUCCAUGCAAUACAUAAUUUUUUGCUUUGAUAAGGAAUGAUUCUUUGAAAUUUUUCAGGGGUCUGGUCACUUGAUUUUUAAAAAAUUGAUUCUAGUGUCAAACGCUUUGCUAGUUUUCUGUAAUGUAAGGACAAACUAAAAAAUUGCAUUGAUUUUAAACUUGAAAACUGUUUGAGUGUUAUGCAACAUCUCUAUUUUUAUAAAAAUUAUGCUUUAAAAAACUUACUUUAGGCAGUCCUCAAUCUGCAUGACAACUUGUGUACCUAAUGUACCUUCAGAGCUCAAAUGUAGAAAAUGCAGUGAUGCAUAUAUAUUGUACUUGUACGCACCAUCUUUGACAGGUGGUGACAUAAACUUGAACAUGACAGAUCUCAGCUCACAGUCAAUAUUAUAACUGUGUAAAACAACUUAAAUUAUUUCCAUCCAACAUGAUAUGUCAGAAAAACAGCUGCAGUCGGAAUUGAGGGUGUCUUUUCUUAGUCAGUAUUAUAUUUUAAAAGCAUUAAAAUAUUUGUGAAGAAGUUUGUGGUCGGUGUCGUUAUGUUAAAAUCUGGGAUCAUUUGUGUGUUUCACAAUUAUAGAUUGAAGUUGUUCAGUUGAACAGUUGUAAGUUAUUUUAAUGUUUGUUGUGAAAAUGAGACAAACUUCAUUUGACAGAAUUUUAAAUAUGUGAUUUAUAUAUUUUAAAAGAUGUUUCUCAUAUAUUAAUCGGACAUUCCAUUAAUCAGAAAUCAAUUAUGGGACCAAUUAUACGAUCAUGUUAAAUCAUAAUUUUAUGCGGACUCUACUUCAAGGAUCAGUUGAAAAUUGAAUUAUUAAUUUUUUGGUUUUAAAUGUGAUAUUUUUCAAUUGAGCAGAAAUUGGAUAAAGGGAUACAGGCAGAUUAUGAAUAAUUAUUCUGAUAAUGCAUUACCUUUAGCAUUUACUUUUAAGUGGCAUUUGCAAGUUUCUCAAUGGUUAAUAUAAUAAAAACAUUCUGUACGUGAAAGACCUAUUGUAAUAGCACAUUCAUGGGUCUUUUUGAUUCAACUAUUCCAAUGAAUAUAGCAAGGAAAGGGCAAGUUUGCUUACCUGUGUAGGAGUAGAAAAACUAAAUUACCUUUCUUUAAAUGUGUAUUGUUAUUUGUUGUCAAAUAUUUUUAUUGGUUACCAGGGAACAAUUUGAGUGGUUGUGAAUGAUAUAAAACAUUCCUAGUAGAGAGAAAUAUCACAAUAUUAAAUUUCAUUUAAUUUUGUAACUGCUACAUCUUUAGUUCCCAAUUCCCAUACCAUAAGAGGUCAUUUAGUGCAUUUGUUUUGCUCAGUAUCAAGACUGUGACUGUAUUAGAUAUUUUAGCAGCAUAAUAAUGAAAUCAGAUAGCAUUGUAAAAGAUUUUUCUUUGAUUUGUCAAUCAUUAAGGAUGUGGUCAGAAUCAUUGGUAAUAGAUUUGAAAAAGAUAGCAUAUAAUGGAAUCUUAUUAAGCCUUUAUAACUAUCAUUCUAUAUUCAAUGAUGGAUGCACUUUCACCAUUAUUAUCUAAUGUAAAAGUCUACCCUAAUAAGCAUGCAAAUAUCACUGGGUAAUGCAAUGAAUGUCAAGUGAGAAUAAACAUCUGUUGUUGAAAAAAGUUA